Messenger RNA from Tuber aestivum (summer truffle), 1269 nucleotides. The record is from the annotation of a GenBank genome assembly. Lineage: Eukaryota; Fungi; Ascomycota; Pezizomycetes; Pezizales; Tuberaceae.
CUCUUUUGGCCUAAGAUGGAUGAGAGCAUUUCGGACUAUGUUCGUACAUGUGAUGCCUGUCAACGGAACAAAUCCGUUAAGCAUAAGAAGUUUGGCUUGCUGGAACCUGUUGGUGUACCCUUGAGACCCUGGACGGAUAUCUCAAUGGACUUCAUAGUAGCACUACCGGAAUCAGAGGGGUAUACCAAAAUUUGGGUAAUCGUGGAUAGAUUCUCAAAGAUGGCACACUUCAUACCUCUGGCCACAGAAAUCCCGAUAAAGGAUAUGGCCCUGAUAUUCCUGAAGGAAGUUUGGCGGCUCCAUGGGCUCCCAGAAUCUGUUAUCUCCGACCGAGAUAGCCGAUUCACAUCCAAGUUUUGGAUGAGCCUGAUGCAACAAUUGCAACUGAAACUACGGUUCUCGACCGCUUUCCGCCCUGGGACUGACGGGUAGACUGAGCGGGUGAACCAGACCUUGGAACAAUACUUAAGAAAUUAUUGUUCAUAUCAACAGGAUGAUUGGGCAUCGCUGCUACCUUUAGCAGAGUACGCAUACAACACAUCCACUUCGGAGUCCACAAAGUUGUCUCCUUUUGAGAUUAACUAUGGUUUUAACCCAAGGACCAACUGGUCGGGUGCAGUCUCGGAACAGCAAGGUAUUCAUCCCAGUAGGGAGCUGUUGGUAAAGAACUGGGAAGGUGUCUGGCAAGAAGUCCGAGAUACACUUAAGCGAGCUCAAGAGAGACAACGGAAAUGGCAUGACCAGAAAAGGUUGCCAUCACCGGAAUAUGUGACGAUGGAAGAUGUAACUAAUAGCAGGGCAAAGAAAGCUGAUCGCGUGAUGCUAAAUCGAAAGAACAUCCGCACUAAGCGCCCUAUGGAGAAGCUAGACCACCGAAUGUUUGGACCCUUCGUGGUCAAACGUAAGGUUGGAAACCGAGCUUACGAACUCCAAUUGCCUGCCCGUUGGUCAAUCCAUCCGGUAUUCAAUGUCGGACUCUUAGAACCCUAUCGUGAAGACCUUAGUGGUAGAAGAACUAAAGAAGUUCCUGUCCCUGAGAUAGUAGACAAUGAGCCCAGCUACGUUAUCGAAGCAGUUGUAGAUAGUCGAUGGUACGGCAACAUGAAAGCGAAAUUUCCUAAUCGCUUUGUGCAGUACUUAGUUUCAUGGGAAGGUUAUGGCGCAGAGGAGAACUCUUGGGAGCCAUAUGAGAUGCUAGAGGGCACCGGCUUACAAGCCAUGAAGGAUUUCCAUCAUCGGUAUCCCCACAAACCCCGAGACCAUAGGGUU